CUCUCUGCGACCAGAUCGACGGCCACCGGACCCACAUCGCUCUUCCCCUCGACCCACCGGCAGAUCGACGCGGGCCGCGAACCUCAUCGUCGGCGGCUCAUCCUACUCGACGGUCAUCCAUGUCUACCAUGAAGGGACAGACCAGGAGGGAGAGGCCCAGAGCUCGCCCCCAUGGCCUCACGCAACAGAAGAGGCAGGAGAUCAAAGAAGCGUUUGAUCUUUUCGACACGGAUAACUCUGGAACCAUUGACGCCAAAGAGUUGAAUGUUGCCAUGAGAGCCUUGGGAUUUGAGAUGACAGAAGAGCAAAUCAACCAGAUGAUUGCUGAUGUAGACAAAGAUGGCAGUGGAUCAAUAGACUAUGAGGAGUUUGAGCACAUGAUGACUGCCAAGAUUGGAGAGAGAGAUACUAAAGAAGAGCUUACAAAAGCAUUCCGGAUUAUUGACCAAGAUAAAAAUGGGAAGAUUUCCGAUGUUGACAUUCAGCGUAUCGCCAAGGAGCUGGGUGAAAACUUCACCCUCCAAGAGAUCCAAGAAAUGGUACAGGAGGCAGAUCAAAAUGGUGACGGUGAGAUAGACUUUGGUGAGUUUGCGAGGAUGAUGAAGAAGACCAGCUAUGGUUACUAGACGGGGAAUGCCAUCUGCGUGUGUCUGAUGGUUGUGUAGCUGUUCAAUAACCACAGUGUGUGUUUGUCUAAUGCACUUACUGAUGUAUGUAUUUACUCCGAACGAUCCUGUCAAACUUUGUACUUAACUAUGCUGAGAUGUUGUGCACUUGUGGUAUCUGUC
Messenger RNA from Lolium rigidum, 788 nucleotides. Its product is annotated as probable calcium-binding protein CML13. The transcript has 7 exons. Gene Ontology annotation, molecular function: calcium ion binding. NCBI's taxonomy places the organism in Eukaryota, Viridiplantae, Streptophyta, Magnoliopsida, Poales, Poaceae. The coding region runs from base 120 to 626 and encodes 168 amino acids. Gene Ontology annotation, cellular component: centrosome; centriole. The record is from RefSeq and is a predicted model, not a curated record. Gene Ontology annotation, biological process: centriole replication; mitotic cell cycle.